This is a messenger RNA of Botrytis sinoallii, 633 nucleotides long. RefSeq lists its product as uncharacterized. The record is from RefSeq and is a predicted model, not a curated record. The transcript has a single exon. Bases 1 to 633 code for a protein of 210 amino acids. Lineage: Eukaryota; Fungi; Ascomycota; Leotiomycetes; Helotiales; Sclerotiniaceae.
AUGGCAGCUUACUUUCAAAAAGACGUUGCUGUUCAGGUGAAGAAUAAUGGUGGACUCUAUCCGAUGAAAGGUGUCUUUGAAGCUCCAAGCAUCCCUGCCCUUCUCGUUAAUCAUGAAGCGAGGAAGGAAGCUCAACACCACAUGAGCAAAUCAGCGAUGUUUGGAUCCUUCUCCUUCAACAAGCGAUCCGACACCCUACACUUAUUUUUCCCCCUUCAGUUCUGGCCUGCAUGGUUAGACUUCGGAGAAAGCAGUCCGCUAUCUUCUCUGAAAGUUACCCACCUCGUACUCAAUGGAUUCUUCUUCCGCAGAUUUCUUGGAAUCGAUAAUUUCCUCAUCGAACAACUCGAACGUCGCACUCAUCAAUUCUUUACGAUCCUCUCGACAAUGUCAGAGUUGCAGACUAUCUCUGUACCCACCACCGGAAAGGAUAUAUCCUCGCGCACCAAAGACGGUAAUCAGACAGAGACUGAUGCUCAGAAGAUGGUAAAUUUCAAACUUAUCGAUAAUACUUAUCAGAAAAUGGCGGAAGACUUUCAGGAAAAGUAUUGCCCGAAGUGGGAGAUACCAACUUUGAUCUAUCUAGACGACCAAGCGAGCAAACCGAAUCACUUUUCCGCGGACGAAUAUUAG